UGGCAAGUUUUACUUUUUCCUUAACACAAGCACACGCGUGGACACCAUCUGUCUUGCUAUCUUUCUGUUCCCUGACACACAAAAGACAUUACUGACUGAACUCAGUCGCUCUGUCCUACCUGACUCAAACUUUAGAGGUUAGAGGGGAAUCCAAUGCUGCUGAGUUUCCUGAAACAGUCACAGAAACAAUCCUGGAUCAUGUAGAGACAUGCCGUACCCUGUCCCAGGAAUCUGUAUUAAAGCAUGAAUCCAACCCUUUAAUUUGGAAGUAUACUCAGUCACUCAGUACAAGUCCAUUUAUCUAUUUCCAAGCAAACCAGUGCAGAUUUUCCCCAAGGAUGUCAACUGACACUCUCCAGCCAUCUUCACGGAGAAUAAUAAGGCUGGCUGGAGCUCCUGCCGUUCCAAGUCACAACGCAGAGUCCAGGGAUACGCAAUCUCCAGGGAUACGCAAGCCAAGUGCAGUGGAACGUUUGGAAGCAGACAAGGCCAAGUAUGUCAAGACCCAACAGGUGGUUUUGAAGAAGCAGCAGCCAGUUAUUUGUCCCUCCAACAACAGCCCGAAUGGACAAGGUACUCAACAGCCAUCAAGGAAGAUCCCUGCAAGACCCACAAAGUCUGAGAUGCCACCCCUUAACCUGGAACAUCUUUGCAAACUGAUUGAUGGAGUCAGCGAUGCCACCGUUCCAGUCGUUUCAACACAACCCAGCAGCAAUGAGAAAGAUGUUACAGAUCCAUCCAAGGCCACCUCUCCACCACUGGAGGAACCUUCUCUGGGGUCGACUUCUGCAAGUCAAGAGAAAGCUGCAAUAGAAACCUCAGGGGCAAACGGAUGUCCUACGAUGACAGUGCGGAGAGUCGACGUCAGACCCCAGUUACCCCAGAUGAGGAUGGCUGGUAGACCACAGCUACAGAACCGCUUACCGGUGCAACAGGCCAUGCCGCAGGUCCCAAUGCAACUUCUGCGCUUGCUUAGACCGUACAUAAAGCCAAAUCAGCAACCUGCUGACUUCAAAAGGCUCCAUAAUGUCACACAAACAAAUGGCACCAGAGGACCUGUUAAACCACCAAACUGUGCUGUGCAAACCUCGCCUCCUUUGAAAUCCUCAGCUAGCCCACCUCCACCCCUCCCCAUAAAACCAAACACAGAACCAUUAUCAUGUCCCUCACCGACCCCACUUACUCCAAACUCCACUGAUUCGCUCCUAGCCAAAAAUGACUUCCAGUCUCCGCCAUCUCCAGCCAUCACUUGCAUCUCCUCAACAAGCUCCAGGAAGCGUCCUUCACGGACACGCUCAAAAUCGGACGUCAGCGACUGCUUUUCACGAGCAGGAGCAGAGCUUGAGCGCUUCUUUAAUUAUUGUGGCCUUGACCCAUCGGAUUUAGAUGAGUUAGCAAGGCCGGGUUCUGACAUUGUGUCCGUUUCACAUCUACGUAGCGCCAGUGCCCCAGCAUCCGAACGUUCAGCCGAGGGUGAAGAUGAGGGGGAAGCAGCGGCAGCAAAAGAUGAACGCCCUGUUUAUGGUGUUUCCGUCAUUGAGAGAAAUGCUCGAGUGAUCAAGUGGCUUUAUGGAAUGCGCCAGGCCAAAGAGAGUCCCAAAGUGGCCGAUAUGUAACAGAUAACAAAUAAAGUUACAUACAGCCAAGUAUGGUGACCCAUACUCAGAAUUCACGCUCUGCAUUUAACCCAUCCAAAGUGCACACACACAGCAGUAAACACACCGUGAACACACACCCGGAGCAGUGGGCAUCCAUUUAUAAUGCAGCGCCCGUGAAGCAGUCGGGGGUUCGGUUCCUUGCUCAAGGGCACCUCAGUCGUGGUAUUUCCGGCCGAGACUCAAACCGACAACCUUAGGGUUGGGAGUCAAACUUGCGAACAUCUAGGCCACAACUGCCCCAAACAAUACAAUGUCUAACAAAUAACCACCAUCCAGACUGAAAUGUAAUGCAAUGUGUUGUACAAAAUAUUAACAUUUCCCAUUUAGUAUUUUGUUGCUUAUCUGUAUAGAGCUGUCUAGUUGAAUCUGCCGUGUCAUAUAUGAUAGCUUACGCAUCGUGGUCAAUUACCUUACCACAAACACCUGUAUUUUCCAACAAUAACUACACAUGCAUGGUUGCAUUGUUAUGGUGACCACAAAUAAACCCUUAAACACAA
This is a messenger RNA of Carassius gibelio (silver crucian carp), 2155 nucleotides long. It is a transcript of the gene fam110a, whose product is annotated as family with sequence similarity 110 member A. NCBI's taxonomy places the organism in Eukaryota, Metazoa, Chordata, Actinopteri, Cypriniformes, Cyprinidae. The transcript has 3 exons. The record is from RefSeq and is a predicted model, not a curated record. The coding region runs from base 339 to 1616 and encodes 425 amino acids.